CGGCUUGUGUGUGUUGCGUUUUUGUGCUUCGCGCUUCCGUGUUUCUGUUUUGGUUCUCUUUGUUCCGCAGCAUUUCGGUCUGAUUGUGUGUUUCGCUGCUUGAAUCGUUGAUUUGGUGGAAUUGCAAACAAUGUUUUUUUGAAAGUUAAUGAAAUGAAAUUCCUGAUUUGUCUGUGAAAUGAGAGGGGGAGUUGAGGGGGACGAGGUUGUGAGAGGGAGACAGAUCUCUCUUUCGGUUUUGGUGGAGAUUUCUUUAAUCUGAAGUUCCUUCCCUCUUGCCUUGAACUUUUUGUCCUCUUAUUCCUUUUCUCAUGUCAAAUCAAUGGCGUGUGGAGACACCACCCGAGCUUAGGGAAAACGUUACUUAAUGGUGAUCUUGAUUGGUUAUCAAAACCCCUGUUUGUCUUGUUUGUUUCUUCCCGAGCUAUAAAAGGAGAUCUGUGCUAGAGUAUGUUUAGUGAGUGUGUUCAUUUGGAGACUGAAAAUAUUUAUUUUCCAACCCUAAUUAAAUUUUUGUCGUUUGUCAAUCAACCUGCUGCAUUAAGUAUUUCAAUUUCAAGCUUUAAUCUAGAUAUAUUGUCUGAGGGGUGUCAAUGUGUUCAAGUUUUUAAAGACAAAUUUGGUUUUAUUUGUCCUCUUCAUUUAUUUAUUUAUUUUUAAAUUGCAUGCCCUUAAAUUCUCACUUCUUCAAUACUGAGGUUAAACAUUGAAACAGGCAAUGGUGAUGCUGUAAUCUCAUUGGAAUUCGAAAUCAACUGUUUUAAUUUUCUAAGGCUGUGUUGUUUAAAUUUAGCAGUACAGAAAGCAACAAAUAUGUAAUAUUGGAAUUUCUCAAACUUGAUAUAAUUCAGUUUCAAUUGUAAAUUUAUUUCUGUAUAUUGUAGUAAUAAGUUAUUAAUUAUGAAAUUGAUGGCUUCUAGUACUGAAUGCAUUUAAUUGUUUUGGCAGGAAGCAAAUAAGUUAGUUCUACAUUUUACUCUGGAAUCCCUAAGCAGUAAUGAAAUGAAAAUGGGCCGUCUUAAAUCACCAUGGUCACGCAGGAAAAGAAAACAUGUCCUUUCACCUCAGCAAUGGAAAAACUUGUUUACCCAAGAUGGAAGAAUACGGGAUGGUGGAAUUAAGUUCUUGAAAAGAGUUCGCAGUGGAGGUGUUGAUCCUAGUAUCAGAGCUGAAGUUUGGCCAUUCCUACUUGGAGUCUAUGACUUGGAAAGUACCAAAGAAAAAAGAGAUGGUAUUAAAACUCAAAAUAGAAAGGAGUAUGAGAAACUACGCAGACAAUGCAGGCAACUGCUAAAGCACAGCAAUGGAAGCUUUAAGUUAAAUGAGAUAGGUGAAAUCAGUUAUGAAGGAGAUGGUGGGAGUUUUAUUCAAGAUUAUGGCUCUCCUAGUUCUGAAGAUGCAACAAGUGCCAGGGAAUCACUUUCUAGUGAGGAUCGGAGCCCAGAUGUUGAAUCAGAUGAUCCAUCUAGUGCCCUGUUGGAAGGAGAUGAUGUUCCAAACAUCAGCAAUGCUGAUGCCUCCGCACUGGAUACUGAUUCUACUGAUUCAGACUCCUCAGAAGGUCCUGAGAUAAUUCAGACAUUUCCUUCUGAUGAUGGUCAGGAAGAGAACAAUUCCAAGACCCCCAAGGAAAAUUCUUCUCCCUCCUUAAUGAAAGUCCCAUCAAAGCUAUGGAGUAAUGAAGAUUUUGCCACAUGGCAAAGGAUCAUCCGACUCGAUGCUGUACGUGCCAACGCAGAAUGGAUGCCAUACUCCCCUUCUCAAGCUGUUGUACCUGACAGUAGAGCACAUCGAUCUGCUGAGGCUGUUGGCUUGAAGGAUUAUAGUCACCUAGAUGCCAGCAGAAUCUUUCAUGCUGCUCGACUAGUUGCUAUUCUUGAAGCAUAUGCUUUAUAUGACCCUGAAAUUGGCUACUGCCAGGGUAUGAGUGAUCUGCUAUCUCCUAUAGUUAGUGUUAUACCAGAAGAUCACGAGGCUUUCUGGUGUUUUGUUGGAUUCAUGAAGAAGGCUCGGCAGAAUUUCAGGCUUGAUGAGGUGGGUAUUAGGAGGCAACUUGAUAUAGUUGCAAAAAUUAUCAAGUUCAAGGAUGGCCACCUGUUUAGGCAUUUGCAGAAGCUCCAGGCAGAGGAUUGCUUUUUUGUGUAUAGGAUGGUGGUGGUAUUGUUUAGAAGGGAGUUGACAUUUGAACAAACUCUUUGCCUAUGGGAAGUGAUGUGGGCAGAUCAAGCAGCAAUCAGAGCAGGUAUUGGGAAAUCUGCAUGGAGCAGAAUUAGGCAGCGUGCUCCACCCACAGACGAUUUGUUGCUUUACGCAAUAGCAGCUUCAGUUUUACAGAGGAGGAAAUUGAUUAUUGAGAAGUAUAGCAGCAUGGACGAGAUCAUUAAGGAAUGUAAUGGCAUGGCAGGACACCUUGAUGUUUGGAAGCUGCUGGAUGAUGCCCAUAACUUGGUGGUGACCCUUCAUGACAAAAUGAAAAUAGAGGCAUCAUUCCGAUGACUGCAGUAGUUUAUAAUAUGGCCAAAAGAUCUUCACUUUGAAGCUGCUAGAUGUUGAAUUUGUGUUGCAACAACCAAGUCUGCUGAACUUGCCACUGCUUAUUUACGAGGCUCUGGUUUCGACAAUAUUGGCUAGAUUUUGUUGCCAUCGCUGCCUGUUCAAACUUGCUUGCCACUGCUUUAUUUACGAGGCUCUAGUUUCCACAAUGUUGCCUUAAUGUGGGCAUUGAAGUUGGCUAGAUUUAGGUGGCAUCGUCUAUUUUUCCUUUCUUUUCACGUUGGCUCCAUCCUUUUCUUUUGAUUUCUUUUAUAAUUCUGAUUUGAGACACAUCUCGGAGCACCUUUGCGAAAAGCAGGAGUGGUAGGUGCAUGUAACCGUUAGAAGAGGCUGAGAUAUUGUCGACAAUUAUGAAUGUUGUCCUUUUUGACUGAACCUGAACUGUCAUGAGUCCUUUUGACUCUUUUAGCUGCUGACCUAGUUGCGUAUCCUGUGAGUUUUGAGGGAUGGAUGGGUAUAUUUAGUUGCUUGAGAGGCACUGGUUAGCCCAAUA
Cajanus cajan (pigeon pea) is the source of this 3046-nucleotide messenger RNA. Lineage: Eukaryota; Viridiplantae; Streptophyta; Magnoliopsida; Fabales; Fabaceae. The record is from RefSeq and is a predicted model, not a curated record.